CCUGUAGCGGCGUAGGCGAGCAAAAUGUCGUCGCUUCUUUGCUUAAAGCAGGAUGGUGGUAGUGUACACAUUCACGAUAAUGAUGUGAUCCGGGAAUUAGCUGUGGAUAGCCAGGAUCACACUAUGUCUGUUCUGAUGGACAAGAUAGAAACUAAAGGCCGAAAGUCCAGACAAGCAGUAGAGACCACAAAUGGAGAGGCAGGAAUGGAUUCACAAAGUCUCAUUGGACAGACCAUGAGGGUACAGGACUGGCUAAAUGAGAAAACAGUCAAAGGACUACAGGAAUUGAAAUCUAAAAACAGAUCUGUCUCCUCAGCAAAGAGCAGUUUGUGUGGUGAAGGGGAGAAAUCAGAUAUAGAGACUAGAGAAGCUCGUAAACUGUAUGAGCCUCUCUUGCAGACAGAGGACACAUUUGUCAAGAACCUGGAAGAAUACAUCACUUAUAAAGAUGUCAUGGAACAGAGAAAGAAGGAAAUGUUACACAAGAAAUGGAAUGACAGAGUGUUUGAGCCUCUUAGAAAAAAUAUUAUUGACGCUAUGGACAGUGAUGAUUGGCCCGAACUUGAUAGGCGGAAACGGGAACUCCACAAACAAUAUCUGGAAUUUACCAAUCAAAAGGGUCAUGUGUUCCUAGAUACUAUGGAUCCAGAGGAGUAUUAUGCCCAGGCACUAAAUGGUCACCGUCCUGCACCUAUCAAGCAUGCAUGUGCUAAAUGGGACAAGCGGAUAGCAGCAGCCAAGAAACAUUUUGACCAUCAGCAUUACAAGGUAUCUACAGCUGCCCUGAGGGAUCCGUUAUUGUCACAAGGGAGACAGCGCAGUGCUGAAGACAGGACUGUCCUUCGAUGUAUUACUGGCUGUAGUUACACAGACAAGGAUCUUGAACAAGUGAAGUUACCUCCCCUGCCCUUGGUGCCACUUGGUCGUCAUGGCACGGACAGCCUUAAGUGGCUAGAAAUGCCUUUACACAACAUAGAAAGUACCCCUCGCAUGGCCAGCAGGCGCAGAAUGCGAGGCACCUUUAACACCAGUAACUUGGACUAUAGCGUUUGGGAAAAGACACCCCAGGACAAUCACCAACGCUAUAAAGAAAUGCAGAUACAGAGGAAACGAAUAUUCCAGGAAACUCCACCUUUUGGAAAAUCUAAAAAGAAUGUGCGCAUAAUACCUCCAAAUUCCUCUCCAGAGUUACGGCGUGAACACACAGAGCCAUGCCUCCCAUUACAGCCACAUCCUCCUGUACAGCCACAUCCCCCAGUACAGCCACACCCACCCGCUGAGCCAUGCCCUAUGGCACCUCCAGAAACAGUGGCCACCAAAGCUGUACAAUUCACUGACAAUGUACCAACAGCUGCCGUGUCUUCUUAAUGAUGUGUGAUGCACUUAAUGCACUAUAAAACUGUUAUAUGAUUCUGUUUAAAGCAUUUUUUACACCAAAACAUUAUCAUCAGAUUUAAAUUGUAUAGUAUUCUGUAUCUGUUUUCUCCUAGCCAGCAGCACAACACAUAGACCUGCUGUCUCUGUGCUUUAGUGCUGUUUCUUGUUUUGUUUAUAUAUGUUAAAUCCGUCCAUUGUAGAGAGCUAAAUGCUCUGAAAUUUUCUCUAGGUUUGAGGUGACAAUGCACUAUGUAGAAAUCUUUAACUUCUUGAUAUUAGGAAAAGGAAAAAAAGGA
This is a messenger RNA of Ylistrum balloti, 1673 nucleotides long. Its product is annotated as protein FAM228B-like. The transcript has 9 exons. Bases 25 to 1368 code for a protein of 447 amino acids. The record is from RefSeq and is a predicted model, not a curated record. Lineage: Eukaryota; Metazoa; Mollusca; Bivalvia; Pectinida; Pectinidae.